Molecule: messenger RNA, 1703 nt
Organism: Fusarium vanettenii 77-13-4
Lineage: Eukaryota; Fungi; Ascomycota; Sordariomycetes; Hypocreales; Nectriaceae
Exons: 2
Coding region: 631-1635 (334 amino acids)
Molecular function (GO): NAD+ binding
Source: RefSeq, a predicted model, not a curated record
CAGUUGUAGGUCCAUCGUCCCUUGACCGCCGGGUCUGUUGCCCAACGCCUUACACGGGAUAUCCGGACCUCCCCAUCUCUUCAACAGUUCCAACCCGGAGUUACGAAAACAAAAACGUAUCAAGCGGGUACCUUACUUUAUUGUUACCAUCCAUCUUCUUUGUCAGCGAGCGCAAACUCGGAUUGUGGGGGAUGAGCCCUCGGAUGUCGAACCUGAAUGGGGUUCCCUCCAAGACGCCACCCAAGCCGUAGUCUGGACACUACGUACAAGGCUGAGAAGAAAAAAUUCCCCUUGGAACCAAUGACGCGCUCUUCCGAGCCUUGAAACAGUUUCUCGGCCACUUACCCAUACAAGCUCGCAUCAAACUGUACAGUAAUUAUUCGCCUCUGAUUGAUACGCGCCAGCUUUGCGUAAUCUUAGUCGCAUUGCUUGCAAAGCCCUGCGUAAUACCUCGCGCCUCGUCUCGUCACCCAAGUCUCCCCAUCCCUUGACCCUUGCCUCUUUGGCCAAUCCUUCGUCAGCCAUUGGAAACGGCAUCGUCAGCUACGAGCUCGGAUUGCCCUGUCCCAGCAAUCUUGCGAACGUCACGCGUCACCCAACAGCGCUUGGACUGUUUCCAAUUAACAAUCCAUGGUUCCAAUGAGGAAAUUUCGGAUCCCUUACACGGUCCUUCCCCCGCCGUCCACAGUAACACCGGCUUCGGCCUCGACUCUGCCCGGCGCCGUUGAAGCCCUCCGUCGGUUCUUCGCCGCUCCGUCGCCGGCACAUCUCCCCUCCUCGGCCGUUGUCCUCACCGGCGCUGGUCUUUCGGUCGCCUCUGGUCUUGCCGACUAUAGAGGGGACAAGGGCACUUACAGAGUCAACAAAACAUAUCGCCCCAUUUACUAUUAUGAGUUUCUAAACAACCACGAAUCCAUUGUCUGCACGACAUGUUCUACCGAAUAUUCGCGAGAUGAGUUUCAACAGGACCUGGCCCGUCUUAAUCCACGAUGGGCCGCUCUGCUAAAUGACGCCCUCGCUUCGGGUGCUCUAGAUACAGAAGAUCCUGAUGAGCGGAGAUUCAAGGGAAUCAAAAUGAAUCCCGAUGGUGACGUUGACUUGCCCGAUGCUCCUUAUACAACCUUCAGAUAUCCAUCAUGCCCCAAAUGCUUAUCCAGCCCGCCCAUAAACGCAGACGGCCAUCGACAUGUCGUUGAUGUCGACUCUGACGGAGCUUGGGUACCCCCCAGCACCGCAGGCGUCUUGAAGCCUGCCGUUGUCAUGUUUGGGGAGAGUAUCGACAGUGGUGUUAAGCACGCCGCUGAGGAAGCCAUCGACAGUGCCGGGAAGCUGCUUAUUGUAGGCACCUCGCUCGCUACGUACUCGGCUUGGAGGCUUGCCAAAAGAGCUCAAGAUCGAUGUAUGCCCAUUGCUGUCAUUAGCAUGGGUGGAAUCAGAGGCGAGGAUAAGCUGUUUGUCGACAUAGAUCCGAACCAACAGGGCGAGCAAGGUGUGAGGGUUGCUUUGUCGACAGAUGACCUUCUCCCGGCUCUACUCUCGGCACUGCGUAAUGAUGUGCUUCCGUCGUCAAGGAGAUCGGCCUCAUUGGAAGCGUCGAUAGGGAACCCCGGUGUCUUUAAGGACAUGCUGUCUUAAGCCUUGCAUAUUUGUACAACAGCUCAGCCAAGAGGAUAGACGAAUAGCACUUAGAAGAAAUUCCCCAG